Molecule: messenger RNA, 509 nt
Organism: Drosophila ficusphila
Lineage: Eukaryota; Metazoa; Arthropoda; Insecta; Diptera; Drosophilidae
Gene: Atg12
Product: autophagy protein 12-like
Exons: 3
Coding region: 85-420 (111 amino acids)
Biological process (GO): autophagosome assembly; nucleophagy; C-terminal protein lipidation
Cellular component (GO): cytoplasm; Atg12-Atg5-Atg16 complex; phagophore assembly site membrane
Source: RefSeq, a predicted model, not a curated record
UGUGUCAUCUUUGGUUCUUUAUUUACAAUUGGCAAUUUCUAUCUAUCAAUUUAAAACUAAGGAAUAGAGCUACAUUCCAUUUAAAUGGCAGAUACACCAGAAUCCCAAGCAUCGUUGACUACCUCCUCCUCCACGCCCGCUGAUAAGGACGGUUCAAAAAUUUGUAUCCUUCUGAACGCCACUGGAAAUGUACCCAUCAUCAAAAAGCGAACGUGGACCGUGGAUCCCAAUAAAACCGUCAGCUGGAUCCAGAAGUUUAUCCAUAAGUUCCUCAAACUUGAUGCCAAUGAGCAAAUUUUCCUGUACGUUAAUCAGACAUUUGCCCCCGCUCCGGAUCAGAUAAUAAAGAACCUUUACGAGUGCCACGGAACCAAUGGAAAACUGGUGCUCUACUACUGCAAAAAUCAGGCGUGGGGCUAAAUCGAUAUACGCACUUGGCUUGGCUAAAUUUAAAGUAUUUAUUCGACUACUAAGUAAUUUGUAUAUUAUUAAAUGUGAAUAAGCUGAUA